AUGUCUCUGUACAGCACUCUGCCAACCAGGGAGAGGAAGCUCCAGGCGGCAGCCAUCUGCCGAGAAGUCCACGGCGUCAACGGUGAUACCAUGGACCUAGGGAAGAAGCUGUGUACUCCUAAAGACAUCAUGCUGGAGGAGCUGUCUCUCCUGUCCAACCGCGGCUCACGCCUCUUCAAAAUGAGACAGAGACGCUCGGAGAAAUACACCUUCGAAAGCAUCCAGAACGAGGCCAACUCACUGCUCAAUUCUGAAACGUUUGCUGUGGACAAUGAAAACACUGAGACAAAAGAAGGAGAUUCGUCAAAAACACCUCCGAACACCCCUGACCCCAGACAUGCCCCAAACCCAGAGCAGAUCGCUCCAGGCUACGGAGGUCCACUGAAAGAUCUUCCUCCUGAGAAAUUCAACACUACAGCAGUGCCCAAAUCAUAUCACUCCCCCUGGGAAGAAGCCAUCAUUAACGACCCCACCCUGGCCGAAACCCUCAAAGUCCAAAUGCCUGUACCUGAACCCAGAGCAGACCUACCUGACUACAAGAGCUUUAACAGAGUAGCCACCCCUUAUGGAGGGUUUGAUAAAGCUCCCCGGGGCAUCUCCUUCAAACUGCCCGAAAUCGACCUGAACCCGCAGCGAUACCCAGAACUCCAGGACCCAGGGAUCAAGCGCCCCACCUUCAACCGUAUCGCCCAGGGCUGGAUCUCUGACGGCACCCCUAUCAUCCUACCCACAAUCCCGCUGGAGCCCAUAGAGAUCCCUGAGUCCGACGACCUGUGA
This is a messenger RNA of Chanos chanos (milkfish), 777 nucleotides long. RefSeq names its product myozenin 2b (gene myoz2b). Gene Ontology annotation, molecular function: actin binding; telethonin binding; FATZ binding. NCBI's taxonomy places the organism in Eukaryota, Metazoa, Chordata, Actinopteri, Gonorynchiformes, Chanidae. The coding region runs from base 1 to 777 and encodes 258 amino acids. The transcript has 6 exons. Gene Ontology annotation, cellular component: Z disc; actin cytoskeleton. The record is from RefSeq and is a predicted model, not a curated record.